Rhodofomes roseus is the source of this 958-nucleotide messenger RNA. RefSeq lists its product as uncharacterized. The record is from RefSeq and is a predicted model, not a curated record. The annotation marks the transcript as partial. The transcript is spliced from 6 exons. Lineage: Eukaryota; Fungi; Basidiomycota; Agaricomycetes; Polyporales; Fomitopsidaceae.
AUUUAUGUCUUGAACAGUGCAUGGAUUGAUGGACCAUUUCCGUUGCGGAGGUGCCCUGUGCGGUGUGGUCGAGGUGAAAACUUGCGGGUUGUUUAUCGGUAUAUGCACGGCUUGGGCUUCGACCUGUAGAUCAAGUUCUCUGCACCAGGGCGGACACUCAAGUAUUACUUCAAGUUCAUGGCACAUGAUACGUCCCCGACUCUCAACACUCCAACAUGAGGUGCGCGAAUCCGCCCUUUCUCACAUCCAGGCGAUCAGCCUCCUCUCGCUGACCAUCACCUACAACUCCUGUGCACCCCCGGGCCGCUCCGACCUUUGCGUACGCUCACUUGCAAUGUCUCGCCGCCCACGCGCGCCGCCUGCCCAUCUCCCAACCAUCUCCCUCUGUGCGGACAUCUGCAGGUUGUGUAUGUCCGAUACUGUGAUGGCGGCGCUGAGGUGGUGCUGUUCACUGGACCCAACCCUGCGGAUGAUGGCCGCGGUCGACGUUAUGCAGGGCAGUGUGAAUAGCAAUGCCCUGCUGGAGCGUGCAGGUACGGUAGUGAAUAUUUGGUGGACAGUGCCAGUCGAUAGAUAAGUUUGCGAGGCUCCUCUUGUGACCUCUGACCCGGGUCGUUUGUAUUAUCUACAUGUAUACAAGCUGUGAGCGAACGUCUACAUCACCCGCAGAGUCACCACCAGUAAUUAUUCGCACUUGCCUUUCACUCGCCCGCGUUGAUCUGAUCACUCGCCGCGUACUACUUCCACCUCUCGCUGCACUCUCGCCUGGACGACUCAUCCCCGCUCCACGCGCUCCCUUUUCCGCCGUGCAUGCAAUCCUUACACAGCACAAGACGGUGGACCUCCCAAUGCUUGUCACAAAAUUCAUUCUAGGAUCGAUCUACAUACAAUACUCGUGACAGCGCUGAGCCCAAACCUGAUAUGACUGGCAUAUGAGGUCAAGGAGCAUGGUUUGCCC